AUGGACGCAAAGAGACAUCCCAGCUCCUUCCAGCAGCUGGAGAAGCUGGGCGAGGGCACCUAUGCCACCGUCUUCAAGGGCCGCAACCGCCAGACCGGCGAGCUGGUCGCCCUCAAGGAGAUCCACCUCGACUCCGAAGAAGGCACCCCCUCGACCGCCAUCCGCGAGAUCUCCCUGAUGAAGGAGCUCAAGCACGAGAACAUUGUCGGCCUGCACGACGUCAUCCACACCGAGAACAAACUUAUGCUGGUCUUCGAGUACAUGGACGGCGACCUCAAGAAGUACAUGGACACCAACGGCGACAGGGGCGCCCUCAAGCCCAUGACCAUCAAGUCCUUCAUGUACCAGCUGCUCAAGGGCAUCGACUUCUGCCACCAGAACCGCGUCCUCCACCGCGACCUCAAGCCCCAGAACCUGCUCAUCAGCCCCAAGGGCGCCCUCAAGCUCGGUGACUUUGGCCUGGCUCGAGCCUUUGGCAUUCCCGUCAAUACCUUCUCCAACGAGGUCGUCACCCUGUGGUACCGCGCCCCGGACGUCCUGCUCGGCAGCAGGACCUACAACACCAGCAUCGACAUCUGGUCCGCCGGCUGCAUCAUGGCCGAGAUGUACACCGGCCGGCCUCUGUUCCCCGGAACGACCAACGAGGACCAGAUCGUCCGCAUCUUCCGCAUCAUGGGCACCCCCACCGAGCGCACCUGGCCCGGCAUCACCCAGUUUGCCGAGUACAAGCCCACCUUCCACAUGUACGCCACCCAGGACCUGAGGAAUAUCCUGCCCCAGAUCGACCAGCUCGGCAUCGACCUGCUCCAGCGGAUGCUGGUCCUCCGCCCGGAGCACCGCAUCAGCGCCCACGACGCACUCCAGCACCCGUGGUUCAGUGACAUUGUGGUCCAACAGCAGAUGCAGCAACAGCAGCAGCAGCAGGCCAUGCACGCCCAGGCCAGGGGCUAUGCACCGCAGGUCUCGGUUCCCGGUCAAAAUUACGAUGCCGGUUACUAG
Messenger RNA from Neoarthrinium moseri, 999 nucleotides. RefSeq lists its product as uncharacterized. The coding region runs from base 1 to 999 and encodes 332 amino acids. Gene Ontology annotation, cellular component: cytoplasm; nucleus. The record is from RefSeq and is a predicted model, not a curated record. Gene Ontology annotation, biological process: protein phosphorylation. Lineage: Eukaryota; Fungi; Ascomycota; Sordariomycetes; Amphisphaeriales; Apiosporaceae. The transcript has a single exon. Gene Ontology annotation, molecular function: ATP binding; cyclin-dependent protein serine/threonine kinase activity.